GAUGGAAAGUGAGUAAUCCGUUUUGAUGAUGUCAGCUUGCUUGCUACUAGUACUACUGUAGUUGCCCCCGCUUUGAGUAAACUAGGCAGUUGUUACAGUCGGUGUAGCAAUGAAUGAGAAAUGAGCGAGAGACAUUUGCGCAUCUGUAGUUAGGCUACACCACGGUCGGAUAGAUCUGCGUCGAUGAACGAUAAGUCGUGCAACUGGGAUGUUUGAUUGAACAAGAGAAAACCCUUUCGGAGUAAUUGUUUUCCUGAUCGGUGAGCCACCUGUGGGUUAUUGUUACUGUGUCGACCUCUUAUAUAAGGUUACUGAUUGACACCAAUGGGGAUGGACACAGGAGCAUCGUUCACCCUCUCCGGCCUCCUCAUCCUUGCCUCCACACCCCUCCUUGCCCUCCCCCACAUCAGCUUCUUGUCCAAUUACCACAUGACUUUGGCUCUAAUUCAAAGGCGUUUUACUUGGAUAAUGAUUCAGCACAACAGACAGUAGAGAUAUUUAGUCUCUUGCAAAAGCCAUAUGUCACCAUUUAACUAUUAUUUAAGUAUAAUACCCCCAGUGCCUCACAGAAGAGAGGUUGGAUAUAUAUUGUUGCUGUUUUGAAGGUUGACUUGAAGUCCUCUGACUGAAAGCAACGGGAAGCUGCAACUACAUCUAAGUAACAGGAGCAUACAGUCUUGGGAGAGCUGUGGUCUGGAUUCUUCUAGUCUGGCCUAGCCUUGUCUUGCCUUGUUUCAUCACGCCUCGUAUAGUCGGGUCUUCCCUGUAUGGUAGUUGUUGAGUCGGACACUAUGGUUCCUCUGAAGGCAGAGCUGGAGCCUUUGAGAGCGGGGCAGGUUGUGGUGAAAGUGAAGCCACCGAGUGAAGGCGACGGGGACAGCCAUGCCGUCAUCAGUGAGGGGGAAACCGGAGACAAGAUCCCCCUGCGUCGCUGGGUCAUGCACGGGGCUGUGAUGUUCGGACGGGAGUUUUGCUAUGCCAUGGAGACUGCACUGGUCACACCUGUCUUGUUACAGAUUGGUCUCCCCGAGCAGUACAACAGUCUCACGUGGUUCCUGAGUCCCAUCCUGGGGCUGAUCUUCACGCCUCUGAUUGGCUCGGCCAGCGACCGCUGCACCCUCAGCUGGGGGCGGAGACGACCCUUCAUCCUGGUGCUGUGCGUGGGCGUGCUGCUGGGCGUGGCGCUCUUUCUCAACGGCUCUCUGAUAGGCCUAGCUAUCGGAGACGUGCCAAACCGCCAGCCAAUCGGGAUCGUGCUGACGGUGCUGGGCGUUGUCGUUUUGGACUUCUCCGCAGACGCAUUGGAGGGACCAAUAAGAGCCUACCUUUUGGACUUGGCCGACACGGAUGAGCAGGAUAUGGCACUUAACAUCCACGCCUUCUCUGCCGGUCUGGGGGGUGCGGUGGGGUAUAUGAUGGGGGGGUUGGACUGGUCCAACACCCUGCUAGGCCAGGCCUUCAGGUCGCAAGAACAGGUCCUCUUCUUCUUUGCUGCCGUCAUCUUCAUCGUGUCGGUGGCGCUGCAUAUGUUCAGCAUCAAGGAGGAGCGCUACAGCCCCCAGCGGGACGCCCAGGGAGACGAAUCCAGAAGCCUGACCUCAAUCCAUCCCAACGACCUGCCCCCCGGUGCAGGGGAGCUGAUAGGGGAGGAGGACUCCUUCUUCCCUGGCGAUGCCAGCCAGCCGGAGCCUGAGCUCGGGAUGUUGAGCGCGGAGCGAGGGCGGAGCAAGAGCGACUCGGUGCUGGCCAUGCCAGACGCCACCAUCCAGCUGGACGCCGAUCUGAACCCCGACAUGCACUUCCUGUCCGACAUCGAGCCCUCCAUCUUCCAGGACUUGGAGCCGUCGAGCCCACAGCCGGGCACCCCCAACGGGACCCCCCCGCCUUACAGGGACGACCAGGGCUGGCGUGACCAGACAGACGGCAACAUGUUCACCCAGGAGAAGAGGAGCAUGCUGGAGCACACUGAGGUCAACCAGGUGAAAGGACUCAAUGGGACGGGGGAGCUGUCGUGCAGUUCUGCCCACGCCCACACCCGCAACCACGCCCGCCCAGGCGGCCCCGCCCAGACCCGCGCGGGCCCCCGCCCCUCCAACGUCAACGUGCCGGCCCGCCGCCACAAGCACACCUUCUACCGCCAGCCCUCCUUCACCUUCUCCUACUACGGCCGCGUGGUCGUCCACCGCCACCGGCAGCGGCGUCCUCACCCCACCGCCGCCCAGCCCAUCACGUCGUCCCGCAGCCUCAACGACCUGUACCCGCUGCGGGGCGGCCAGGUGUGGCGGAAGCUGCCGCAGAGCGGCGGCAGCCUGGAGGAGGAGGGCUCAGAGGAGGAGGAGGAGGAGGAGGAGGAGGAAGAGGAUGGCCCCACGGUCAGGCUGCUGUGGCUGUCCAUGCUGAAGAUGCCUCCGCAGCUGUGGAGGCUGUGCGUGUGCCACCUGCUCACCUGGUUCUCCAUCAUCAGCGAGGCCGUGUUCUACACCGACUUCAUGGGACAGGUCAUCUACGGGGGGGAUCCCACGGCUGCAGCUAACUCCACAGAACUGCAGAACUAUCACAAAGGAGUCCAGAUGGGCUGCUGGGGCCUGGUGGUCUACGCUGCCACGGCUGCCGUCUGCUCUGCCCUGCUCCAGAAGAUCCUGGACAACUCUGACCUCAGCAUCCGGAUCAUUUACACCCUGGGCACGCUGGUCUUCUCCAUAGGCACUGCCAUCAUGGCUAUAUUCCCCAAUGUGUACGUCGCCAUGGUGAGCAUCAGCACCAUGGGAGUGAUCUCGAUGUCCAUCUCCUACUGCCCGUACGCCCUGCUGGGGCAGUACCACGAGAUUAAAGAGUACAUCCAUCACAGCCCGGGCAACUCUCGACGGGGCUUCGGCAUCGACUGUGCCAUCCUGACCUGCCAGGUGUAUGUCUCCCAGAUCAUGGUGGCGUCGGCGCUCGGGGCAGUCGUGGACGCGGUGGGCAGCGUGCGCGUCAUCCCCAUGGUGGCCUCCGGGGGCUCCUUCCUCGGCUUCCUCACCGCCUGCUUCUUGGUCAUCUACCCAGACCCCGCCCCGGAGAGUGUGACCAAUGAGGAGCAGGGAUCGGCAGAGGCGGGGCCCGGCGACGGAGGCAGCACAAGGUCUUCUGUGGUGGUGGCGGGCGGUUCGAUGCCCAGGAAUAGUUGCCAGUCCUCCGUCUGACCUACCAGUACGUCGACCAGUCUGCUGUGUGAAACCAACCAGAGGACAUGCUGGGGAGAGCAGGACCAAGACCUCUGACCUGACCUGACUCACCCAACCUUCUGGGGUGUCAGAUCCUUGUAAUGGACGAGAGGAGAAGGGGAGGGGGGAGGAGGGGAGCUGUGAGCCAUGGGAUAGGGAUUGAUCCCUUGGCUGAAGGUUAUGCUUAAAGCUCGAUGAGAACUUUCAGCUCUACAUUCACACACACUUUGGAACACGGCUACAUCUCCUUCUCCUCAAUGUACACCUCGCUUAUAUUGUACAUCGAAACCUAUAUAUAUAAUAUAUAUAUACACGCAUGUGACAACAAUAUUUCCACAGAGACUUUUUGGUUUAUAAAAAAGUGAUGUUGGUUUAGAAUGUUUUUAAGAGAGUUGACUUGCUAAAACUCACUUUUCAGUGGUAUACUGGAGCUGGGUAAAGUUGGUGUGAGUUAAUGACUUAAUGGCAGGUGUAAGAACCUACAUAUAAAUCCAUAGAGGGACAAGUAGGGGCUGAAGACAUUCAGCACCUGUGGCACCUGUAACACUUGAACAGGUCGGUUGGUGUGAAAAAUCUUUCGUUUACAUUCAGAGCAUAGACUUUCUGCGAGCAUAUGUUUCAAAACCUGUGGUAGCCCAGAUGGGGGGGGUUCAGACAAGUCUUAAAACAAGCCAAAACUCCUUCAGGGCUACUCCAGGUUGUGAACCGUGCAUUCUCUGUCAAGCUGUGCCAGUGAGCUCAAUAUAUAGCUCAAUAUAUUUCUAUGCUGCCACUAAAUAGGUACAGGAUCUAUACGUUACAUUGUGUGGUGUAGGCAUGCACCUUAUUUCCUACCAGAUACACACAAACACAUCUGCACUACAAUGUACAAAUACACACACACACACACACACACCCUCCAAACGACCUAAGUGAGGGUUGCCAUAGCUGUGGACAUUCAUGUCAUGAAGACACUCAGGGUAAAUCACACUAAAACUGCAUCGGAGAACACGAUGACGAUGAGGUUAAUGUUGUCCGCGUGUGGCCAUUCCAUAGCCUGAAAUCCAUCGAGCCUUUCUAUGCACAGCACCAAACCUCCCCAUAGGGGGAGCCACCUACCUUACCCAAAGCACCUGUAGACCCUCAGGACGUUCCUGUUAACAUGCCAUUUUAAUCACAGGUUAAAUGUACUGUAGGCCAGUCGACAAAAUAUGAUCUUGGUGCUUAACGGGACACUUUAUAACAGCUGCCAUAGAAAUAAUAGAUGUAAGUACCUAUUGGAAAUUUGAAUAAGUGAUAGGUGAUGAUGAUAAUGGACAUUUUGUAAACGCGUUGGGGAAGUGCAUAACUAAAUACUGCCGCCUUUUAGUUUCUGUGAGUGUGUGGGCCAUAUAAUUUAUUUAUAACCAUGGGUUAUAGACUUGAUCUAUAGGUAGAUCGACUGUAACUAGAUGUCUAGUAGUGCCUUGGAUAGUUUUCCAGAAUACACUGUUGAGUGACGAGGCCAAAAAAUGGCGUUGCUUGCACACUGGGGAUAUCUGUCUCUGAAAUGGGGAAUUCAAGAGUAAAGACAAUAUAAGCGCUAAUUCUGUGAUAUGAACAGUGUCGUUUUACUUUAAGUUUUUGCUUGUUUGGAAGAUGGAUGUGUCUUGAUUGUGAAUAGUUUUAGUUGAGAAAUAUGUGUGGAUGAGAAAUCAAAAUGCUAGUGAAUGCUAACAUUCGUGUCAGUAUCUAAUUCUAUGACACCAACCUAGAUUCUCAAGUCAAUCAUUGAUUUUGUGAUUGAUUAAGUCUUUGAUAUAUUACCUUUGUGCUGCUGUUGAAAUGUACAGAUGUUUUGUAGCCUGUACACAAGGUAUGUUUUGUACAAACAAUAAGAAAGAAACAAUGAAUGCACCUUUGAAUAUGAAAA
Hypomesus transpacificus is the source of this 5094-nucleotide messenger RNA. It is a transcript of the gene slc45a4b, whose product is annotated as solute carrier family 45 member 4b. Gene Ontology annotation, molecular function: sucrose:proton symporter activity. Lineage: Eukaryota; Metazoa; Chordata; Actinopteri; Osmeriformes; Osmeridae. Bases 768 to 3182 code for a protein of 804 amino acids. The transcript is spliced from 10 exons. The record is from RefSeq and is a predicted model, not a curated record. Gene Ontology annotation, biological process: transmembrane transport. Gene Ontology annotation, cellular component: membrane.